AAGACCUGAAGCCGAACUGCCGAAGACUCUACCAACCGUCAAUUAACAGCCGUCACAACAACUCCACUCUCAACUUCCCCACAAAACAAACCGAAAUUACAGGGAAAAAAAAAAGAAAAAAAGGAACCUUCAAUUCAAACCAUCUUGAAAUUCCACCUCACUAUUGGUGAAAAUCUGCAAAAACCGCCGAUUCUCGCAAAGGGUUUCUGCGUUUUGAAGUUUUGAUCAAGCAAAAUUUUGGGGGAAAAUGAGUGAUUUCAGUGGAACGGAGGAGAGAGAUUAUGUUUCCCUGCGGAAUCUCAAAGUGGAUUUCAGAAGAGAAGACGAUGGGGAAGUGGGAGAUGGAUGUUUUGCGCUCUGUUUCUGGAUUUACAUUGAUCAUUGUGCUUCUUUCCCCUCUUCAGUUCUGAUUCAGAAGCAUCCAGAUGUCGCUUGUAAUCCGCCUUUUUUGUACUUGGACGACAAGAAGAAAAUGAAGCUCUUUCCGCUGCUGUGUAUGUACAAAGAGGCUCUAAAUCCCGAAAAUCCUAUUCCCUUGACUGAUGUUCCAUGUAUCUCCACGGAGACUGAGUUCCCUAUGAAGAAAUGGGUUCACGUUGGAUGUGAGGUCUCGAGGGAUCUUAUGAGGCUUCAUGUAGAUGGGGAAAUUGUCGGAGUCAAUCCUUUGACCUGCUCAAUUAACAAGGACUUGCAUGAAGAGGGUUUGAAAAAUAUAUGCUUGGCAUGCCCCGACGAAAAUAAAGAUAAAUUAUAUGGCUAUGUUCAUGGACUUGGUGUCCUGUUCCGUGAACCGUCCAUCAAAAACCACUAUGUCAAGGAUCCUCCGUUACGACUGACAAUUGACCAUUCUAGUGCAUUGGAGAUUGAAGAAGGCAGUGACAGUGUGUGGAGCAUCGUUGGGGGCAAGGCAUCUUGCCGCAGGAUAUUUUCUCUGGACGUUGUGCUAUUGGAUGCAUUUGGUGGUCCAGUGAGCAAAGAACUCGAGGCUGUCGCUUCUCUCCUCUACGCCGACAAUGGUGUCCCUGUUGAGAACACUACUGAUGCGAAAUCUCCCCUUCUUAUCAACUGUGACGGUAUUGAAUAUGCUUCUCAUGAGAGACCGUGCAAACUGAUCAACGGGCGUGCCUCUUUUAAGCUCAAGAUAUCGCAGCUUUCUUCAAAGUGUGACAACAGGCUGUUCCAGAUAAAGUUUAACGUUCCAAGAUUGGGAAAUUACCCUUUUCUUGAGACCCUAUCUAUGCCUAUUCGCUGUGUUUCACGCGGCAGGAGUGCACGGACAGCUUCUAUUACGCUGAGAAAGUCAUCCAGUAGAACUUACUAUGGUAAUGGAUGUGAAUCGCCUAGUCCUGAUGAUGGAUCAAUGCAACUUAUCACCAAUAUUGUUCGUGAAGCCAAACCAAGUCCAUCAUCAAAGCGGAUCAAAUUAGGACAAGAUAUGCCGUUUGCGAUGUUCAAAGAAGAAGUUAGGCAAUCCAACAAAGUUCACCACUCUCGUGCUUGGACUGCUAAUCAGGGCAACGCACAUGCAAGGAGUAUGAAGCUGAAACCGGAAGAUCAUUGUGGAACAGAGAACAAUUCAUGUGCUUCUGAUAAUAGCGAAGCAACAAACUCUGACCCGAGAAGUGUGCUCAGUGUUCCGAGUCCGAUCUCAGAUUUAAUAAUAUUCAAGUACUGCCUGGGAGGUCCAGCGGAGAAAUGCCAUCUUCUCAAGGAAAUUGCUAUUCCAGCUACAGAAGAGCAACUAGCCGAUUUUGCAAAUCAGGUUUCCCUGUUCUCCGGUUGCUUACAUCACAGGCAUCAAAUAAAAAUGGCAAAGAGAUUGGUCGAGGAGGGGAUUCAAGUCUGGACAUCAGUAUCAGGGAACAACCACCACGUUCUAUGGGAGAAUCUCGUUUUCAUCAUUAAUGAACAAUUCAUGAAGAUAGCCUGCUCUACUCGUCCUUUAAUGGAACAGGACCUUGAGUGCUUGAGGAGAAUAGCAGGCUGCCGGGAUGUCGUUAUGCAAGAAGAUUUCGAGAGAAUGUGGUCGUGGCUAUUCCCAGUAGCUUUUACCUUGUCACAAAGUGCGGUUAACGCAAUGUGGGAUUCAUUGCCUCCUACAUGGAUCGAGGGGUUUAUCACCAAAGAAGAAGCGGAAUCUACACUUCAGGGCCCAGGAGGUCUUCAAGAUCCCGGAACAUUCCUACUGCGAUUCCCUACGUCCAGGAGCUGGCCCCACCCAGAUGCCGGUAACCUCGUUGUGACUUAUGUUGAAAGCGACUACAUCAUUCGCCACAGGCUUCUCUCCUUUGAUUUCAUUCACAGUUCUCCUUCCAAGGAAACCACACUACAAGACCUACUGCUCCACGAGCCCAAACUCUCACGAUUGGGAAGAGUGGUAAGAAGUGAGUAGAGGCAUUGCUGUGGUGAAGGAAGUGAAGAUUACGAUUUUGCCCCUCGUUUUUGGCUGACGCUUACAGCUUGCUUACUUAUGUGUAUACUGUAUAGACUGCACAAUUUAUACAACUUAUUUAGUUUUUUGUUUACUAAUUAGGUUAGAACAAAUUAACACUCCCAUUUUAUGACUAAAUAUUGGUUAUGUUUUAUGUUUUAUUUACCUCUUUUAUUUUCAACUAAUGAAUGAAUUAUUUAUCAA
Molecule: messenger RNA, 2635 nt
Organism: Salvia splendens (bonfire salvia)
Lineage: Eukaryota; Viridiplantae; Streptophyta; Magnoliopsida; Lamiales; Lamiaceae
Product: SH2 domain-containing protein A
Exons: 12
Coding region: 248-2392 (714 amino acids)
Biological process (GO): regulation of DNA-templated transcription; signal transduction
Molecular function (GO): DNA-binding transcription factor activity
Source: RefSeq, a predicted model, not a curated record